UGCAAUUUCACAGGAGCACCUCCCCCAUCUAAAGCUCAGUCUCACUUAGUAUAACAUCCAACUAGCUAGCAGUGGCAUGGCAAACAGCAAUACUUCAAAUAAUUCCAUUAUUGUUCGGCGAUCAGCAAAUUAUCAACCUUCCAUUUGGGACUAUGAUUACAUCCAGUCACUGAGAAACAAAUAUGUGGGAGAAACUUGCACUGGACAAAGUAAUGUGUUGAAGGAACAUGUGAGGAUGAUGCUUCACAAAGUGGUCGAUCCUUUAGAGCAACUUGAGCUGAUAGAUAUCUUGCAAAGACUUGGAUUAUCUCAUCACUUCGAGGGAGAGAUGAAGAGAAUAUUGGAAGGUCUAUACAACAAUGAUCAAAGUGGUGAUACGUGGAGAAAGGAGAAUUUAUAUGCCACAGCUCUUAAAUUUAGACUCCUAAGACAACAUGGAUAUAACAUCUCUCAAGGAGUUUUCAAUAUUUUCAAGGAUGAGAGAGGGAAAUUCAAGGCAUGCCUUUGUGAGGAAACCAAGGGUAUACUAUCCUUGUAUGAAGCAUCAUUCCUUUUGACAGAAAGUGAGAAUGUGUUGGAGGAAUUGAGAAAUUUCACAACCAAGCACCUCCAAGAAUAUGUCAAGCAAAAUAAAGAUAAAACUCUUUCUGCUAUAGUGACUUAUGCCUUGGAGCUUCCCCUGCAUUGGAGAAUAAUAAAGUUUGAAACAAGGUGGCUUAUUGAUAUAUAUAGGAGUAGAGAAGAUAUGAACCCUAUCUUACUUAAGCUUGCAGAAAUGGAUUUCAACAUGGUGCAAGCAGUCCACCAAGAAGAUCUAAAACAAGUGUCAAGGUGGUGGAAGAACACUAGGCUUGGAGAAAAUUUGAUAUUUGCAAGGGAUAGGCUAAUGGAGCUUUUCUUUUGGUCAAUGGGCAUGAUAGAUCAACCUCAGUUUGGGUGUUGUAGGAUAAAUUUAACAAAGGUGGGUGCACUGUUAACGAUAGUAGAUGAUGUUUAUGACGUAUAUGGAACUUUGGAUGAACUCAAGCUCUUCACAGAUUCCAUUGAGAGAUGGGAGAUCAAUGCAAUGGAUCAGCUUCCAGAUUAUAUGAAGAUAUGUUUCCUCAUUCUCUACAACUUUGUUAAUGAAAUGGCUUUUGAUCCCCUUAAGGAACAAGGAUUCCACAUCAUUCGAUACCUUAAAAAAGCGUGGUCAGAUUUAUGUAAAUCUUUUUUGUUGGAGGCCAAGUGGUAUCACAACGGAUAUAUACCAAGCCUUGCAGAAUACCUUGAGAAUGCAUGGAUUUCAAUAUCAACACCAGUUAUACUAAUGCAUGCUUACUUUAUGGUCACCAAUCCAAUAACGAAGGAAGCCUUGGGUUGCUUGGAAGAGUACCCCAAAAUAUUCUAUUGGUCAUCAAUGAUUCUACGACUUACAAAUGAUCUCGGAACAUCUGCAAAUGAAUUAAAAAGAGGUGAUGUUCCAAAAUCAAUCCAAUGUUACAUGAAUGAAACUGGUGCUAGUGAAAACGACGCUCGUGAGUAUGUGAAGUCUUUGAUUAGUACAGCAUGGAAGAAGGUGAAUGAAGAGAGAGUUGAAAGUUCUCCAUUCUGUCAAACAUUUAUUGAAAUUGCAAUGAACCUUGCAAGGAUGGGUCAUUUCAUGUACCAAUAUGGAGAUGGGUUCAGUGUUGCAGACCGAAAAACUAAAGAUAGUAUAUUAUCGUUACUUAUUCAGCCCAUUCCACACUUUGGGAUGUCUUCUGGCAAUUCAAAUACUACACCAAACUUGAACAUCAAUUAAGUGAAGACUUCAAACCAUGAAUGAGUAUGGAUUUUGGUUUUGGGGGAGUUAUCUUAUUUAAUAAGUGGGUUAGGCUGCUGUACAACGGGUGGCCGAUUAAGGUUUUUUCUAUAGACCCCCAAAAUA
Messenger RNA from Quercus robur (English oak), 1909 nucleotides. RefSeq names its product myrcene synthase, chloroplastic-like. NCBI's taxonomy places the organism in Eukaryota, Viridiplantae, Streptophyta, Magnoliopsida, Fagales, Fagaceae. The record is from RefSeq and is a predicted model, not a curated record. The transcript is spliced from 7 exons. The coding region runs from base 77 to 1783 and encodes 568 amino acids. Gene Ontology annotation, molecular function: terpene synthase activity; magnesium ion binding. Gene Ontology annotation, biological process: diterpenoid biosynthetic process.